AUGGCGCCCCCUUUGUCUCUGGCUGAUAUAGAUAUGGACAAGGUCGAUGUGGUUGCAAAGCCAGCAUCAUUGGGCGAAGCCGAGGACGAGACGUCUGAAGCAGCCAACCCUUUUUUGGGGUCCAACAAUCCGCAACUCGACCCACAGUCAACAGAGUUCAAUGUUAGAGCAUGGCUGCAAGCAGUCAUGAACAUUACAUCUCGAGACCUUGAACGGUAUCCAAAAGGGCUCGCAGGUAUUGCUUACAGGAAUCUCUCGGCUCAUGGUUUAGGGAACCAAACGGAUUACCAGAAGACGUUCGGCAACUACCCUUUGGGUCUCUUUAAAUGGGCCAAACGCCUCGUUAGUCAGGAGAAGAAGACCAGAAUACAAAUAUUGAGAGAUUUUGAUGGCCUAGUCAGAAGCGGAGAAAUGCUUGUGGUGUUGGGAAGACCAGGAAGUGGUUGUUCGACGUUGCUAAAGACCAUCUCUGGAGAAACCGAUGGAUUUUAUAUCGGCAAGGAUUCAUAUUUGAACUAUCAAGGCAUCCCAAGGGAGACUAUGCAUAAAGACUUCAGAGGGGAGUGCAUCUACCAAGCUGAAGUCGAUGCACACUUCCCACAAUUGACCGUGGCUCAGACUCUCGACUUUGCUGCUCGUGCAAGGACUCCCCAAAAUCUCAUGCCCGUGGUCACUCAGGAUACAUACGCUACACAUCUACGUGAUGUUGCCAUGGCAGCUUUUGGCCUGAGCCAUACAGCAAACACAAUCGUAGGCAGCGACUUUGUUAGGGGUAUCUCCGGUGGUGAACGGAAACGUGUUAGUAUCGCAGAAGUUGCCAUUGGCGGCAGUACUAUACAAUGUUGGGACAAUAGCACGCGCGGACUUGACAGUUCCACUGCUCUUGAAUUCGUGCGAACUCUUCAAACCUCAACUUCGCUCACUGGAGCAACUACGAUUGUGACGUUGUAUCAAGCAUCUGAAUCUAUCUACGGUCUCUUCGAUAAAGUUGCUGUGCUCUACGCAGGACAACAGAUUUAUUUUGGAAACAUUCAUGCAGCUAAAGGAUUUUUUGUCAAUCUCGGCUUCGAGUGUCUACCACGGCAAUUGACUGCUGAUUUCCUCACAUCGUUAACCAACCCGUUGGAACGACGAAUUCGGCCAGGCUUUGAAGGGAAGACACCUGUUACACCGGAUGAGUUUGCUGCCGUCUGGAAACAGAGCGAAGAUUGCCUACACCUAAUGCGUGAAAUCGAGGAGUUCGACAAGCAGUAUCCUGUUGGAGGGCCAUCUCUAGAUCACUUCAAGAACUUUCGUCGGGCUGCGCAAGCAGGAUCACAGCAUCUUAAGUCACCAUACACGCUUUCGCUGUCACAGCAGGUGUCAUUGUGUGUCCGACGGGGAUUUCAGAGACUGCGAGGGGAUAUGGGGACUGUCAUCGCCGGAGGCUUUUUCAACGUGAUCAUGGCGCUGGUGAUCGGCAGCAUAUUUUACGAUCUUCCAAAUAACACAGACUCACUCUACAGUCGUGGGGCCCUUCUCUUCUUUGCGAUCCUGCUAGCUUCUUUUGCUAGUGCUCUCGAGAUCAUGACUUUGUACGCCCAGAGGCCGAUUGUGGAGAAACAAUCUAAGUAUGCCUUCUAUCACCCGUUCGCUGAAGCAAUCGCUUCCAUGAUCUGCGACCUACCCAACAAAAUUCUUACCUCUCUGGGAUUCAAUCUCACCCUUUACUUCAUGACAAAUUUACGGCGUACACCAGGUCACUUCUUUGUGUUCUUGCUUUUUACCUUUACCUGUACAUUGACCAUGUCAAUGUACUUUCGAUGCAUAGGUGCAUUGUCUCGAUCGUUACCAGAGGCUCUGGCGCCGGCGUCCAUAUUCAGCCUCGCUCUUGCAAUCUAUACAGGAUUCACAAUCCCCGUCAAAGAUAUGCCUCCGUGGUUCAGAUGGCUCAAUUAUCUCAACCCAGUUGCCUAUGCUUUUGAAGCACUAAUGAUCAAUGAAUUCCACGACCGGACGAUCGAAUGCUCGAAGUUCAUUCCUGAGGGGCCUGAUUAUGAUAGAGCUUCUCUAGAAGAGAGGAUAUGCGCAGCGACUGGAGCGGCUACGGGAGAAAACUUUCUUGAUGGAAAUACUUAUCUCGCAGUCAACUUCCAUUACCAUGCUGACCAUUUGUGGAGGAACUUGGGUAUCAUGAUUGCAUUGAUGGCUUUUGGCUGCGCUGUAUAUUUGACAGCUACCGAGUAUAUCUCAGCAAAGAAGUCAAAAGGCGAGGUUCUCCUAUUUCAGCGCGGUCGUGUGCCUUACAUCGAAUCCAAAUCGGAUGAAGAAGCCAAUGCCGAAAAGCGGAUUAAUACAGAUAUCCUGCGACAAGAAACCCCGGCGCUUCAAUGCCCCUCUGGUCUCCAAAGACAGACUGCAGUUUUCCAGUGGAGAGGUGUUGAUUAUGAUAUCAAAGUCAAGAAGAACACGCGAAGACUCCUACAUGAGGUCGAUGGAUGGAUUAAACCGGGCCGUCUCACAGCUUUAAUGGGCGUUACUGGAGCUGGCAAGACCACUUUGCUUGAUGUUUUAGCUGCCAGGGCGACGCUUGGCGUUGUUGGUGGUGAGUUCUUAGUAAGUGGGCAGCCUCGAGACACAGGAUUUCAACGCAAAACUGGAUAUGUCCAACAGCAGGACUUGCAUCUAGCUACUACUACUGUUAGAGAAGCAUUGACCUUCAGUGCUCUUUUACGGCAGCCGAGGACUACCUCACGAGCUGAGAAGAUUGCAUAUGUCGAACAAGUCAUCAAGGUUCUCGAGAUGGAGCCGUAUGCUGAUGCGAUUGUUGGAGUCCCAGGAGAAGGUCUGAAUAUUGAACAAAGGAAGAGACUGACGAUUGGAGUUGAACUUGCUGCCAAACCUGCCUUGUUGCUUUUUCUUGAUGAGCCUACUUCUGGGCUCGACAGCCAGACAGCUUGGUCUAUAUGCACUCUGCUUCGAAGACUUGCUGAUAACGGCCAAGCUAUCCUUUGCACCAUUCACCAGCCCUCAGCGCAUCUGUUCCAAGCAUUCGAUGAGCUUCUUCUUCUCUCUUUGGAGGGAAAGACGUUGUACUUUGGCGAGAUCGGUGAGUCCUCCAUGACUGUUCGCAGCUAUUUCGAGCGUCAUGGAGCAAGAUCGUGCGGCGCCAGGGAGAACCCAGCAGAAUGGAUGCUCGAAGUUACUGGGACGACUACUUCGUCCAGGGGCGCAAAGGAUUGGUCAGUAAUCUGGAGCGACUCUGAAGAACGCACAGCCAUAAAGGCUGAGCUUGCUCGCAUGAAAAUGAACUUCUCUGCCCAGCCAACUUCCAAUAAUCCUGACGAUCCCGAUGCAUUACGCCCGUUUGCAGCCCCUUUUGGAACCCAGCUGUGCGUUGUUCUGAAGCGCGUAUUUCAGCAGUAUUGGCGCACACCGUCAUACUUGUACAGCAAAGUUGCUCUCUGUCUAUUCAGCGCAUUAUUCAUCGGGUUUUCUUUUUGGAAGACGCCUAAUUCCCUCCAGGGACUCCAGAAUCAAAUGUUUGCCAUCUUUAUGUUGCUGGUUAUAUUCACCAAUGUCUGCUCACAAAUCAUGCCUCACUAUGUCUCCCAGCGUAUGCUCUACGAAGCUCGAGAGAGCCCGUCCAAGACCUAUUCCUGGAAGGUAUUUGUCCUCUCAAUGAUGAUAGUGGAAAUGCCAUGGAACAUGGUGUCUGCUUUCCUCGUUUUCAUUUCCUGGUACUACCCUAUCGGAUUACGUCAGAAUGCACUAGAGGCGAAUCAAGGUCCGGAAAGAGAAGCGUUGAUGUUCCUCUUCAUUCUUGCGUUCUUGAUGUUUGCCGGAACUUUCACGAACAUGGUCAUGGCGGCAGUAGACACAGCCGAGGCGGGCGCAACCCCAGAGGCUUUGCCUGGUUUCUGGAUAUUCAUGUACCGCGUUUCCCCUUUUACCUAUUUCUUCUCGGGGGUAUUGUCCGUGGGGCUUGCGAACUCACACAUUACAUGCACCGCCGAAGAAUUGCUGAGAUUCUCGCCGCCAUCAUCGUUGAAUUGCUCCACAUACCUUGCUCCCUAUAUUGAAGCAUUUAGUGGGUACCUCACUCCGGAUAGCAUAGGCUCAACCACGGAAUGUGUCUUUUGCAGUGGCAAUGAUACUAACAGCUUUUUGAAAAGCGUGAGUGCCAACUACGCAGAGCGCUGGCGAAAUUUCGGCAUAUUUUGGUGCUACACACUGUUCAAUGUUGCGGCGGCCAUCUUGUUGUUUUGGAUCACACGAGUGCCAAAGCAGAAGAGAGUCCUCAAUAACGAAAGUAAUAAGGAAGUGACAGGAAAGAAAGCAAAAACUGCGGAUAAGUCGAUGAAUGCCAACGAAGAACAGCAAAUCAAAGGGAGCCCCAUUAUUUAA
Molecule: messenger RNA, 4386 nt
Organism: Exophiala aquamarina CBS 119918
Lineage: Eukaryota; Fungi; Ascomycota; Eurotiomycetes; Chaetothyriales; Herpotrichiellaceae
Product: ATPase
Exons: 18
Coding region: 1-4386 (1461 amino acids)
Biological process (GO): transmembrane transport
Cellular component (GO): membrane
Molecular function (GO): ATP binding; ATP hydrolysis activity; ABC-type transporter activity
Source: RefSeq, a predicted model, not a curated record